AUGGCAUCGAAACGACUGCCGAGUGCGAGUUUCAUCGAGAACCCAUUUAUCAAGAAGCGAAAUUUAGAAUGGUCGCUUGAUGUGCCGGGGCCAAAGACUGAGGAUGGCGGACAGGGAGAGGAGAGUGAACCAGAUGAUGGGUUGGAGGUACGGGAUGCUGCAGCUGACGACUGGCCGGGUCGAGAUGUGGUCGCGAUACUGGACCCGCCAUCCCGCGAGCCCGAGCAUAAUCUCGAAAUUGAGUCCAGGAUCAAGCGCGAGGCUACUACAAACCUCUCAGCGGCGUUAGAAUCAGGCGUCGCAACGCAACCCGACCCGGCAGCGCACUUCUUCGCCCACCUAGCACGACAUACCCUCUCCCCUUACCCUGCCAACACGCCGCACCUCUCCGCCGACGGCGGCUUGCGCUCCCUCUUCCUCGCGCACGUGAGGUCGAGGCGGGGCGCGCACUUUGUGGUGCACCAGCACGACCACCCGAUCGCGGGCGUGCACUACGACCUCCGGCUGCAGGUGAAUGCCACAAGCAGCGUCAGCUGGGCGGUGAUGUACGGGUUACCCGGGGACGCGAACUCCAAGAGGUUGAACCGGAAUGCGACGGAGACGAGGGUGCAUUGUCUUUGGAAUCAUGUCGUUGAGGUUGGGAGUCGGGGCACGGGGAGUUUGGUGAUUUGGGAUUGUGGGUGGUACGAGGUGUUGGGGAGGGGUGAGAGAAGGAAAGGGAGGGGAGGGCCGGAGGUUGAUCCUGAUUCCGGGGGCGAUGAUGGUGAAGAUGAGGGGGAUGAUGAUGGGGAUGGGGGGAUGACGGGGCAGGACGAGUUGGCGAGGGCGUUUGCGGAGAGGAAGAUUCGGGUGAGGUUGCAUGGGAGUCGGCUUCCUGAGGGGUAUGUGUUGAAUCUGAGGCUGACUAAGGGGGAGGACGCGGAGGGGAGGAGGAAGAGUGCGAGGGCGAUGGGGAGGCCUGCGAGGAAGAGGAGGCGGGGUGGUGGUGGGAAGCAGAUGAAGAAGAAGAACGAAGUUGUCGAGACUAGUUCUGGCGGUGAGUCGAGUGAAGACAGGGAUGAGGACGUUGUUCCUGAUCCGCUUGAUGGUGGUGACCGUUACGGUGGUGAUGGUUAUGGUGGCGAGGGGGAGGAAAACAAGUUGUCAGCUGUGGAGAGGGAGAUUCGGGAGGUGGAGGACGAGUUCGUGAGGAGGACGAACGCGUAUCGGGGCGCGGAGAAUAGCGUCGGGAGCGUGUACCAGCGGCGAUGGUACCUUUCGCUUGAUCGGGAGGCGUGCGGGUUUGAGAGGAGGAGUAUUGGGGGGAAGAGGGUCUGGGUUCUGAGGGACCGUGAUGGUGGUGGUGAUGUUGAUGGUCAAGAGAACGAACAAGGUGGCAGUAGAAAGAGAGACGAGGUCGAUGAGAGCGGGAGGCUGAGGUUUCCGUUCUACGUUCGAGGUCCUGACGUUGAGAGGAGCGUUGUGACGGGACGAAGGGGGGAUGAGGUUUUGAGUGACGAGGGUGUCGAGGGGUUUGUGAGGAGGAAGGGGUGGAGGCCUGUGUUGAAUUGA
This is a messenger RNA of Colletotrichum tamarilloi, 1551 nucleotides long. RefSeq lists its product as uncharacterized. The transcript has a single exon. NCBI's taxonomy places the organism in Eukaryota, Fungi, Ascomycota, Sordariomycetes, Glomerellales, Glomerellaceae. Bases 1 to 1551 code for a protein of 516 amino acids. The record is from RefSeq and is a predicted model, not a curated record.